AUGUCCGCCCCUGCCCGCACCGCGUUCUUCAACGCCUCGCGCCCGGCCGCUCGCCGCGCCCUCCCGAGGCCGCAGGCUUACCGCCGCGCCGGCUACAACACCGCUGCCCAGCCCGGUGCCGCCGCCGCCGCGCCCAACUCGUCGCACCUCGUCUCGGGUCUCCUCGGCGGUGGUGUCGUUCUCGGUGGCCUCUACGCCUACUACUCGUACUCGGGCGCCAAGGACGUCGUCGACACGGCCCGCUCCGUCUCUGGCUCGGCCAAGGCGGCAAAGGACAAGGUCGCCGACCUGUCGCCCUCGUCGGCAAAGGAGGCCCUCGGCCUCGCCAAGUCGGUCGCCAAGUCGUACGCGGCCGCCAUCCCGGGCGGCGCCGUCGUCAUCGACCAGGGCUUUGACCGCCUCGAGUCGUUCCUCGACGAGCACGGCGAGAAGGCGGCCCAGCUCGUCAAGGAGACGUACGCCGACAUCUCGGAGGCGGCCAAGGGCGGCAAGGACGCGCAGGACAAGAUCCUCAAGGCGCUCACGUCGGCGGCCGACAAGGUCCAGAAGCUCGUCGGCGAGGAGGCGGAGCAGGGCUGGGCCAAGCUCGGAGAGAAGUACCCCGAGCUCCAGAAGACGCUCGGCGACCAGGGCGUCGAGUUCAAGAAGCUCGCCGACAAGCACGGUCCCGAGGCGCAGCGCCUCACGUCCGACUUCUACCAGCAGUCGGUCGCCAUCGUGUCGAAGGGCGGCCUCAACGCCGAGACGUACGAGGCGGUCAAGAAGCUUCUCGCCGAGAAGAAGAACGAGCUGUCCAAGUUCUCGGUCAAGGCCGGCCAGGACGCGUGGAACGCGUCGGCGAACGCGGCCGCACCCGUUCUCGACAAAAUGCCGGACGUCAAGGAGGCGCUCGACAAGAACCUGUCCAAGAUCGAGGGCUACGUCGGCGAGGACCGCGUCAAGAUCGUCAAGGAGCUGUACGCCGAGCUCGAGAAGAUUGGCAAGUCGGACAAGUCGGUCGAGGACAAGACCAAGGCGGCCAAGGCCCUCGUCCAGGACAAGCUCGGCGACUCGUCGCAGUUCAAGGCGCUCGGCCUCGACAAGGUGACCGACCUCGCCGGCGAGGGCCGCAAGUGGCUCGACAGCGUCGUCCCGGGCAUGAGCGGCCUCACCAAGGUCUUCGAGGACGCCGACCUCAAGGCGCUUCGUGACCUUGCGUCCAAGCGCGGCGACGACGCCCAGAAGAUCCUCGAGGAGACCUACGACGAGAUCAAGGAGAUCCUCAAGAAGCAGUCGGAGAAGGCCGCCAAGGUCGCCGGCGAGACCAAGGAGGAGGCGAAGUCGGCGGCGAAGAAGUAA
Molecule: messenger RNA, 1338 nt
Organism: Rhodotorula graminis WP1
Lineage: Eukaryota; Fungi; Basidiomycota; Microbotryomycetes; Sporidiobolales; Sporidiobolaceae
Exons: 7
Coding region: 1-1338 (445 amino acids)
Source: RefSeq, a predicted model, not a curated record